This is a messenger RNA of Malassezia pachydermatis, 2040 nucleotides long. RefSeq names its product phospholipase a-2-activating protein. The coding region runs from base 1 to 2040 and encodes 679 amino acids. Gene Ontology annotation, biological process: proteasome-mediated ubiquitin-dependent protein catabolic process; ubiquitin recycling. Gene Ontology annotation, molecular function: ubiquitin binding. The transcript has 3 exons. Gene Ontology annotation, cellular component: cytoplasm; nucleus. Lineage: Eukaryota; Fungi; Basidiomycota; Malasseziomycetes; Malasseziales; Malasseziaceae. The record is from RefSeq and is a predicted model, not a curated record.
AUGCCAGCGCCUUUUGUCCUAGCUUCGCGCUUGGCCGCCCACACGGGCGAUGUACGUGCUUUGGCAUCGUACACAUACAACGACGGCACGACUCUGCUACUCGCUGGCUCGCGCGAUCAGACAGCCUCGUUCCUCGACCAUGGCAGUGGAUUUGUCAAUGCUGUUGCCUUCUUUCACGAUGGAUCAUCACUGUAUGCACUCUUGGCAGGUCAAGAUACGCUGAUUUAUGCGUUCCCUGUUCACUACGACGCUGGUCGUGUUCACGUACCCUCCACGCCACACUACUCGCUCGUGGGCCACACGGCGAAUGUAUGCACUCUGCGCUCGUACGGCUCCGAGUACUUUGUGAGUGGAAGUUGGGAUAGCACCAUUAAAGUAUGGAAGCAUUGGACAUGCGUGGCCACAUUGACGGGACACACACAGUCCGUAUGGUCUGUGUGGCCUGUGGAUGAGGAUCGUCUUUUAUCAGCCUCUGCAGACAAAAGUGUAUGUCUAUGGUCGAUCGGCGAGCCUACUGAGCCACUCAAGGCAUGGUCACAGGCCACACAGGCCGUCCGUGACGUGAUGGUUUUGUCUUCGUCGCACAUUGUGGCGGCAGGCAACGAUGGGCACAUUCGGCAUUGGGAUAUGGCCUCGUUAGCUGUGGAGACUAUCGCGACACUCCCAGCCUUUGUGUAUGCACUUGCUCCGCUGUCCGCCACGAGCUUCGCAAGCAGUGGCGAGGAUCGCUGUGUACGUAUUUGGUCCGGUCAUGCGUUGGAGCAGCUCUUGCCCAUCCCUGCCGUGUCAGUGUGGUGCGUAUGUGCCCUGUCGAAUGGCGAUGUGGCAUGCGGCGCCAGUGAUGGCUAUAUCUAUGUGUUUACUCGCGACCCCGCGCGUGCAUCGUCGGGCGACGAUUGCGCGACGUACACCAAGGAUGUUGCGACGCAGGCCCUCACCUCUGCUGACGUUGAUGGCGUACGUGCGAUUGAUGCGGGUCCUGAGACAACACCCACGACCGACGGCACGACGGAAGGUGAAGCUUGCUUAGUCCACCAUGGCUCUCAGACUUUGCGGUUCCAGUGGAGCACAGGACUGCGUCAGUGGGUCCAAACGGGCAUGGUCUCUGAGAGUGCCAAGCCUUCUCAAAAAACCGUAUAUGAGGGCAAAGAAUACGACUACGUCUUUGAUGUGGACAUUGCGGACGGUGUGCCACCGUUAAAAUUGCCAUACAACGUUCACGACAAUCCUUUUGUGGCCGCUAGUCAGUUCCUGGAAAAAAACGAAUUGCCAGCAUCGUUCCUUGAUCAGGUGGUACGCUUCCUGGAAAAGAAUACGCAGGGCGUCCAAGUCGAUACGGCGCAGGCAGCUCCUGUGGAUCCAUACACGGGUGCUACUCGCUACACGCCAGCAUCAGCAGCGGCGACGCCGACGCCGACGCCGGUCUCUGCCUCUCUUAGUGUGCUGCCACAAACGGCCUACCAAGCUUUUACAAAUGCGCAGCUUUCAUUGGCCCAUACCAAGGCCCUGGAGCUGAGUACGAGCGUCCCAGGCGCUACGUUGUCCGACGAGGACAAAGCCGCCCUUGCAUCUCUUAUCACAGACUUGGAGCAAGGCCAAGGCAUCGUACAUGUGGACGUAUUGCAUCACUUGCUCUCUACGUGGCCAAUCGCCGCACGCUUUCCUCUGUUGGAUCUGCUGCGUGUAGCCGCAUCGCGUGCGUGCUCACUGCCUUUUGAGACGCUCAUUACCGAUGCUUUGGUGGGUGCCGAAUGGGAUGCUCUCGAGGCCUCGACGGAUGCCAAAGUCGCGAGUAUGAAUGCCAUGCUUGCCCUACGUACACUGGCCAACGGCUUUGUGGCGCCGAAUGGUCCUGCUACGAUGCAAGCUUUGGCCCUGGAAGCGCUGGCGACGCUGCAACAGCCGCCUUGGUCUGUUUUGCAGCGCCCUGGCCGUACCGCCUUGUCCACCGUGGCAUUGAACUACUCGAUCCUCGCCGUGCAAGCGCCCUCUUUUGAGCAGGCAGGACUCCUGUGUGAUUUACUUACAGACGUACGUUGA